AUGUUAAAUUAUCAAUCAUUCGCAUUCUUGUUAAUGGAAGUAGAAGCUUUGGCUUUGUCCAUUUUAUCUGAUCAAUCUUUUGCAGUUUGGAAAGGAGUAGGUAGAACUGUUUCUAUAGUGUUUGAAGUUGAGAAAACAGCAUUAUCUAUUUCCAUGUCAAAUGUUAGUGUGAUACCUUUAUCAGUAAUGUUAGGAAGUGUUUGGUUGUUAUUGUCAGUGGAGUUUCUAAUAAAGUUUGUUCGUUCGUCUCUACAAGAAAGCUUAUAA
Messenger RNA from Funneliformis mosseae, 267 nucleotides. The record is from the annotation of a GenBank genome assembly. NCBI's taxonomy places the organism in Eukaryota, Fungi, Glomeromycota, Glomeromycetes, Glomerales, Glomeraceae.